UGGCGUGACGUCAUCAGGACGGGGAACGAAGCUGGAGCGCGCGAGAGUAACCGGGUGAGUGAGUGAGUGAGUGAGUAACACAGACCCUCACUCUUUAUACCGUAUGUUUGGAAACUUCUUACAGCCAUGAGACCUCGGACAGGCCCGCAGAGUCCCGCUGCACUGCUCAUCGUUUUAUUUUCCGUGUUAAACACCUGCGCGAGCCGGACGAUUAACGGAAAAAGACGAAGAGCCGAUUCACCUGAGAGCGGAUUUGGGGCGAAGGAGCGUUUUCAGAUCGUUACACAACACAAUCGACUGCGCAGUCGAGUCGAGCCCAUGGCGGCGAACAUGCAGAAAAUGGAGUGGAGUGACACGCUGGCUGCACUGGCUCAGAUAAGGGCUGAGUCCUGCUCAAAGAACAGCACUGGAUCAGAAGUGGACACCGAGCACAUCGGCUGGAACAUCCAUCAGUCUCCUCAUGGUGUAGCCUCUUACUCUGACAUCAUCAACUCGUGGUUCCAGGAAGGGCAUCACUACGUCUAUCAAAACGGACAGUGCAAAAGCAACCACACCUGCAAGCAUUACACACAGCUGGUGUGGGCCACGUCCAGUCAGGUGGGCUGUGCAUUGCACCUGUGCAGAGUUGGAGUCAAACAAUGGGACAUGUUCGUGUGUGCAUACUUUCCCGGGGGAAACUGGGAGGUGAACGGCCGGGAGGUGAUGCCCUAUAAAUCAGGAGUGUACUGCUCUCUCUGCACGGCCUCCAUGUCGGGGUGCUUUCGGCUCUGGGACCAUGUUGGAGGCUUGUGUGAGACCCCUCGAAACCCGUGUCGUAUGAGCUGUGGACAGUACGGACAGCUGAACGUCUCUUCGUGCCAGUGUCAGUGUAACCGUGGAUUCACAGGCCGGUUCUGUCAGGUGCGCUGUAGUGUGCAGUGUGUGCACGGCCGCUAUAAGGAGGAGGAGUGCUCCUGUCUCUGUGAUGUAGGUUACGGAGGAGCGGAGUGUGCAGAGAAGCUGAGUUUCCCCCAUCACAGCUGUGACAUGCAGAUCGAUGGUAAAUGUUUCAUGGUGUCCUCUGAAGCUGAGACGUACUACACGGCCAAGCUGCGCUGUCAGAAAAGAGGAGGGAUUCUGGCUCAAGUGCUCAAUCAGAAGGUCCAGGAUAUCAUGACCUUUUACCUCGGGCAGCUGGAGAACACCAACGAGGUCACGGACCCUGACUUCGAGACGCGCAACUUCUGGAUAGGUUUGACGUAUAAACCACUGAAAGACUCGUUCCGCUGGGACACAGGAGAAAUCGCGACAUUUACCAGCUUUGCUUUUGGACAGCCAGACAAUCAGGGUUUUGGGAAUUGUGUCGAGCUGCAAGCGUCCAGCGCCUUCAACUGGAACGACCAGCGCUGCAAAACUCGCAACAGAUACAUCUGCCAGUUCAGUCCAGAGCACAUUGCUCUGUGGGAGUUUGGGCAAUGAGAGCUAUGCUUCGUGACUGCUGCAGAAGAUUACUGAUCCACGGCUGCUGUUCUUCUGACUGGAUUAUGUGGUUUGAGCUCAGAUGUAGGACUCCUGAUCAAUGCAGCCAGUAUUGCAUAAGGAAUAAAACAUGUCAAGGCAUGCUGCUAGAGGAAAAUGAUCAACGACGGGGUUGUAUAGUGUGGCCUGACGUGCAGGGGCGUUGAUUUUUUUUCCAAUGACAGCAUGUCCUGAAGUAUUUUAUUCCUCUUACACCACAGCAACUUGCCAGCGAUUGCAUUUUUUUAUUUAUUAAACAUUAUGCUGUAAUUUUUAUGUUUAUAGUUACAUUUAAUGUUGUUGAACGUCCAUGAAAUGGGUUAGUUCUUGUUUUCACUUACGCAGACCUGCCAUCCUUUAUGUAUUUGAAUACAUAUAUACGACAUAUGAAUCUAAAAUGAUUGACAGCUGCAUAGCUGUUUUGAACUCUCUGAUAUUAACUGACACCCCCUGGAAGCCCCCGCCCCCUUCCUCCCAUCUCAAAUUUGUCUUGUUUUUAUUUUUCCGCUUGAAAGAAUUGGCACGCUCGCUUUGUGUCAAGGUAAAUGAGAAUGUUUUGAGAUCAUUAAAAUGAAAUAAAAUCUAAUAGGGUAUUUUCAGCCAAAGUUUUUAUUAAAAGAUGAAACAGGCUUACAAUGAAUUGUCACAUCUAACGGUUUGCAAAUACUUUUAAUAGUAAUAAUAAUUAGAAAGUGAUCAAAAACGCUGCUUGUUCUCCUGCGCCAGUCAGCGCUCACGUGUUCAAACAGCAUGGUCAAGCCCAUUGUAGUUAAAACUAGAAUGUGCAUAUAUACAGGGUUGUACGGUAACCAGCAGGCACUAGAAAUGCCGCUUAUCUGCUUUAGUUCAGAUUAGAUUAGAUUAGAGUUUUAGUGUCAUUCUAGCAAUAUACAAGUUCACAGUAGGAUGAACUAGCGCUCUCCAAGGCCUUGGUGCAAUAUUACAGAAAGUGACACAGUAAACACACCAGACAACAUGUAGUGCGAAAUUAGAAAAAGCGGCAGUGCACAAUGGACAACAAUGUACAAUACAAUAUGUAGAUGCUGAACCUCUAUAAUGAGGACAAUACAAUAAAUACAACACAAUACACAACUGUGUUCAUGCAGAUGUAGACACUAGAAAAUGGCAUAAUUGAAAUUUUUUUACAAAAUAAAUAAAAUCACACAAGGGUUGGCAGGUGUGCUUACGUUAUAGCAGCUAUAAACAGUCGUUCCUUCACCCGCCUCUCUUUUUUUCUCUCUCUCUAUAUAUAUAUGUAUAUGUAUAUAUAUAUAUAUAUAUAUAUACACACAAGCACACACACUCUCUCAAUCCCUCUCUGUCUCUCUCUUGCUUCCUGAACCUUCAUCCCAUCCCAUUUCUUUCCCUUGCAGUCUCUGUCCCAUAUUUUCCAUAUUUUCAUUAUUUUCCACAUUUGUUAUAUGCACAACAGCCCUCAAUCAUUCAGCACGUCUGUAAUUAUGUAUUUAACUUCUACAGUCUUGUGAACCACCUAUA
Pangasianodon hypophthalmus (striped catfish) is the source of this 2994-nucleotide messenger RNA. RefSeq names its product C-type lectin domain family 18 member A. The record is from RefSeq and is a predicted model, not a curated record. Bases 127 to 1458 code for a protein of 443 amino acids. NCBI's taxonomy places the organism in Eukaryota, Metazoa, Chordata, Actinopteri, Siluriformes, Pangasiidae. The transcript is spliced from 12 exons.